GGGAACUAAUGGGUUCAUAGAUUAGAAGUUCCCGAUUCGAUAAUUUGUGAUUACUGGUUGAAAUUUGUUAACUUGAGCAUUAAACCUAAUGGCGGAAGUUCGUCCUCCCUAGAUAGCAAUUUUAUAGGGUGCGAUUGUGCGAGAAUGUUUACAAGUAUGGGUAACUCUCUGAUUCUUGAUAGAUUGACUCGGUGGUUUUUGGGGGAUGGUGUUUAUUUUUGGUUGAUAGAUGGCACUUCAAGAGAAACUUGAGAAGUUCAAGAAGCAGCAAGAAAAUAUGCACUCGAUGCUAAGCAGCAUUACGCAGAAACCAGGGUCCUCUAAACCACUAUCAACUUCGAAGUCUGUGCCUUAUUCAGCUACACAGCUAGCAGGUGCUAAGGCUCCGGCUCAGCCUGUCAAGUUCUCGAAUGAUACGGAGAGACUUCAGAUUAUCAAUAGCAUUCGAAAGGGGCCUGUGGGAUCUCAGAUCAAGCGUGUUAUAGAGCUUUUGAAAGAUACAAGGCAAGCCUUCACUUCGGAUCAAAUAAAUGAAGCCACAUAUGUGGAUGUGAAAUCCAAUAAAGCUGUCUUUGAGAGUUUGACGAACAAUCUGAAAGUGAACUAUGAUGGGAGGCACUUCUCCUACAAGGCCAAGCAUGACUUGAAGGACAAGAAUCAACUACUGCACUUGAUACGGAAAUUUCCAGAGGGAAUUGCUGUCAUUGAUCUCAAGGAUGCAUACCCUACUGUGAUGGACGACCUACAGGCUCUGAAAGCUGAAGGAAAGAUCUGGCUACUAUCGAACUUUGACUCCCAGGAGGACAUCGCCUAUCCUAAUGAUCCUAGGGUAGUGAUUAAGGUUGAUGACGACCUUAAACAACUCUUUAGAGGGAUUGAAUUGCCUCGUGACAUGCUCGACAUUGAGAAGGAUCUUCAGAAGAAUGGGAUGAAGCCUGCAACCAACACUGCAAAGAGACGAGCCGCAGCUGAGUUUCAAGGCAUUUCUAGCAAGCCAAAGAUCAAGAAGAAGAAGCAUGAGAUCAGCAAGAGGACUAAGCUCACUAAUGCUCAUCUUCCCCAUCUUUUCCUGGGAAAACCAGAAAGUGAAAACCCUAAUGCUGGCCAAUCCUAGUCUGUAAAUUGCAGAAUCUCUGCUGAAUGAUCCUAGAUAUAUGUGCGUGUUUGGACAUAGCUGGUUCUGCAUGAAAAUAAGACAACCGCCACCCUUGUGGAUCGUUAGUGUUUGAUAUAAAAAGUUUCUGUGUGUAGUUACUGUGUUUAGCAGAAAUAGAAAAUCGAUUGUAGACUUCUGAUUCCCUAGUUACUAACUUAAGACUAUCCAUAAUUUCACACCUAUGUAGUGGUUCGUUGAAUGUAUGUAUGUAUUCAGAAGGGUGUGAGUGACCAACCUAAUCCCAGUUAAUUGAGAUUUUCUUUAAUCCAUCUUAGCUAUUAU
Molecule: messenger RNA, 1438 nt
Organism: Linum tenue
Lineage: Eukaryota; Viridiplantae; Streptophyta; Magnoliopsida; Malpighiales; Linaceae
Source: the annotation of a GenBank genome assembly